AUGGCGUCUUUCGCCUCCACCUCAACCAGCCCGGGGAGCCUCCGCGGUACGCCCCCCAGAGUGACGCCCAGGAUGCACCACCACUCCGUCUUCCGGUAUUCACCAGGAGCAUCAAGAUCCCUGAACCAGGGAGACAAGCCUGGGAAACCUGGAAAACUCGCGCAAGGCUCGGUUGCCUCCACACCUAGCCUUGGCAAUUACGGAGGUGCGGGGAAGCAAACAGGAAACCAGCCCGGUUCCGCAAUCGUCGCGAGUCAAAUGUUCAAAACAAAGCUGUGUAUUGAUAAUCAAACAAAGGGAUGUACAAGGGGUGCAGACUGCCCAUAUGCCCAUUCCGUAGGCGAGAUGCGAAGUCUCCCCGACCUGCGAAAAACAAAAAUGUGCUCGCUUGUCCUUGCUGGUAAAGGAUGUAAGAACAAAGCAUGCAGAUUCGCACACUCGGAGGACGAGCUUCGCUACACCUGCAACUUCUCCGAAUUCAAAACGCGUAUUUGUCGCUUUGCUCAAGAGCAAGGAGGUCGCGGGUGUCUCUAUGGUGUGAGAUGCCCUUACGCGCACUCGCCUUCGGAGUUACGUCGCCUCGAAUCGCCCACAAUUCCGCCGACGGAAAUUCUGGUCCACGACCGGAAAAGUCACGUACCAUUCGUCUCCAAAGCUUCGCACAGCAAACUUGGACAGCCUACCCCACAACCUCCGUCGUCCCCACUAAUGAAACGACCUGAAACGGCUCACGAUACUAAGAAAAAGAUGUCAGAGUCUCUUGAAAAUGAGAUGCAGGGGAGACAUGGCUGCUGGCCCCUUCCGCAGAGCGGGAAUCGCAGAAAACAAGACAACUGCGGGAGGGCUGCUGGAGAAGGUGAUGAGGCCUCCACCGUCUCUCUGGCAAAGAGAAUCCAUCUUGCUAAGAAAACGGAGACAAAAGAUGGAGUCACUCAAGCAGCAGAAGGUGUGCAUCUUCUGACGACAGAAACCCAUGUGGAACCGUACAAGGCACAGGCGAGAGAACACGAAGAGCGGUUCCCAGCCUCGGAAAAUGACAAUGGAGGCCCGCUUUCCGCCUCGCGGGGAACCGAAGGAGGCAGCAGAAUCCCGCGCUCCCUGACCAGAGGACGGCGGGCCGUAGCUGCAAAGACUGAAAACGUCUCUACCGAGCUGCAAGGAAAAGGUUUCCCUUGUUUCACAGCAGAACCACGGACCGCGGGAUUCUCAGAAAACCCGUCAGCUGUACUGCGCGAUCAUUCGUCAGCCGAGGAAGCUCCGCCUUCGGUUCAAGGGGCUCCGAUGAGGAUUAUGUCGCCGAACGAAGCGCCUUUGCUCGUGCAGAGUCAGCAACAGCAGCUUUUUACUGCCCCUCCAAUAAUGGCAACUCACUCACUGGUGUCUCCUGCAGAACGCGAGACGGGUUACGAUCCGUGUACACUACUGAGAAAUAACGGCACGCUCGGGACGACUUCGCUUGGAAGUAACUUGUCUCCUAAUGCAUUCUGCAGCUCCGACAUGGACACAUCCGGACAGGCGACAAAGCAAAGUUUUUCUCUGGAAGCAAGCACCAGCAGCUUCGAACCGGUCAGCAUGGCAUCGGCUGCAUUGAUAACGCCUACACCUCCAUGCUGGGCUCAGUCCCGUGACACUCCCUCAGGAAACACUGGCUUUGUCACAGAAGAUAUGUUAUUCCGUAUGUCUCCGCAAAAGGCAAGCAUGGAUGAAGGCGCGUUCGACUCUGCGUUCAAGUCGUCUCUCCAUCUUGUUGCAUCUGCUGCCGUUGCCGACAAACGAAAGCCUCCUGUUAAGUCACAGACUCCCGCGCCCCUGCAACCUCCACCUGGGUUUGAACAUAUCCGACUGGAGAAAAAGGCUGACCCUUGUGGAAGCAAACUGCAGGACAUGAUGGCAGAGAGUAUCGCGAAAAAUGUGCUUUCGUCGUCCUUCUGCGCCAACGAAGAGGACCAGCAUGAGAACAUUCUCCUGCAGCUGCGAAGACAACUCUUACUUCAGUGCUGGGGCAAGGCGGAGGAAGACUCGCUGUUCCUCCAAAGAAACGUUCCACCCUCUCCACCUUCAGAAGUAGAACAAAAUGGAGAGGGAAAUUUCAAACGGGUCCCAGCUGCUCUUGCUCCGUCCUUGGAGAGUUUGUCGCGUCCUGCUCUCGCCACGCAGCCUCCAGCCGACUGGUCAGCCUGGGAAAGCGAGUUGCAAGCGGCACAACCCGCCAAGCAUUUCGGAGGCAUCGGCAGUCAGAGGGGGAUUCGCGUCUCGGAUUUGAUGGCUCCUGGUGGCUUUCGCCAGGUCUUUACUUCAGAGGAAGCUCCACACAAACCGUUUUUCGGCAUCCAGGGCUCUCCAGAGUCACUCCUCGCUGGGUUGGUGGCCGUGAGAGAAGUCGAUUCGAGUCUUCUUGAUGCCGACGCAGCAGCACAUCACGACAGGCAAAUAGAUACGGCCAUGCAUGAAGGAAGCUCACGAUUGGAACACCAGGGAAACCCGAUGUCUCUGAAAGCCUGGGAAUCAGAUGUAAUGCAGUGA
Messenger RNA from Besnoitia besnoiti, 2523 nucleotides. RefSeq names its product zinc finger (CCCH type) motif-containing protein. NCBI's taxonomy places the organism in Eukaryota, Apicomplexa, Conoidasida, Eucoccidiorida, Sarcocystidae. The transcript has 3 exons. Gene Ontology annotation, molecular function: metal ion binding; mRNA binding. Bases 1 to 2523 code for a protein of 840 amino acids. The record is from RefSeq and is a predicted model, not a curated record.